This is a messenger RNA of Postia placenta MAD-698-R-SB12, 1707 nucleotides long. RefSeq lists its product as hypothetical. Gene Ontology annotation, cellular component: membrane. Gene Ontology annotation, biological process: transmembrane transport; carbohydrate transport. The coding region runs from base 1 to 1707 and encodes 568 amino acids. Lineage: Eukaryota; Fungi; Basidiomycota; Agaricomycetes; Polyporales; Adustoporiaceae. Gene Ontology annotation, molecular function: carbohydrate:proton symporter activity. The record is from RefSeq and is a predicted model, not a curated record. The transcript is spliced from 15 exons.
AUGGCGCGUACCCUACGCAGCGGCACAUAUGCUGCGGUACCCUCCAGUGAAGACGAGGCCAGUAAUGCCGCCUCGGAGCCACUUCUCGCCCGCGAGAACAGGCUGCGUGGAGGAACUUUGACUUUGCACCAAGAUGGACACGGCUACUCGUACGCGUACGGUCCGAAAGGCUCCGCAGGCCUCAUACGCAACUACUACGCACUCGGCUGCGCAGUGUUCGUCUCCAUAGGCGGACUCCUCUUCGGCUAUGACCAGGGCGUCAUUGCGAAUGUCCUCGUGAUGCGCGACUUCACAGAACGUUGGCCCGUCGGACCGCUCGAGAAAGGGGUGAUGACCGCCGCGCUCGAGCUGGGCUCGCUUUUCGGCGCUCUCGCGUCGGGCGUGCUCGCCGAUCGCUACUCGCGAAGAGUGUCUAUCCUACUAGCCUGUGUCGUGUUUUGCAUCGGCUCCGCUUUUCAGUUUGCCGCGCAGAGCCUGUUCCAUCUUACUCUCGGCCGCGCUAUUGGCGGUCUAGGAGUCGGUGCAUUGAGCAUGCUGGCUCCCCUGUACAUGGCCGAAAUCAGCCCGCCAGAAGUGCGCGGAUCGCUCAUGGCGCUGGAACAGUUCGCCAUCGUGCUCGGCGCCGUCCUCGGAUUCUGGACGGGCUUCUUCACGCGCGAGAUUCCCGGCUCUGCGUCAUGGCGCAUCCCGCUCGGGAUCCAGCUCGGGCCAGGCGUACUCCUCGCUGUCGGAUGCCUCUUCCUGCCUCCCUCGCCGCGCCUGCUCAUCAUGCAGGGCCGGCCGGACGACGCCCGCCGCGCACUUGCCACGCUCCGACUGCGCUCGCCAGAAGAGAGCAUCACAGACCCGCUGCUUCAGCUUGAGCUGCUCGAGAUGCAGGCUGAAAUUGCCCUGCUCGCACAGACCACUGGCGUGCCCGCCAAGGCAGGCUCGCUGCGCACGGAGGCGCGUGCGUGGGCGCGGCUCUUCGGGCGCAAGUACCGCAAGCGCACGGCCAUCGGUGUCCUGAUGAUGUUCUUCCAGCAGUGGAGCGGCAUCAACGCACUCCUAUACUAUGGGCCUACUUUGAUGCAUUCUCUGGGCUUGCAGGGCGACGCCGUCACGCUUACGGUGUCCGGUGGCAUUGGGAUUGUACAAUUCCUCGCAGUGCUACCGGCAAUUGUCUUCAUUGACCGCUUAGGUCGAAAGCCGCUACUAAGAGGUGGGAGUGCUGUCAUGGCGCUGUCACAUUUCUGCAUCGCCGUCAUGGUCCGGCAAUUUGAGGGCGACUGGCUCUCCCACUCAUGGGCAGCAUGGUUCUCAGUAGGAUGUGUUUAUGUUUUCACAGCCGCCUAUGGCGUCAGCUACGGACCCAUUGGAUGGGUCCUCCCAAGCGAAGUCUUCCCGUUAUCUGUACGCAGCAAGGGAGUUUCGCUGUCGACCGCGUCCAACUGGUUUAACAAUUUUCUCAUCGGCUUGAUUACGCCAGAACUGAUGGAGCUGUCACCGUCCGGCACAUUUCUUGUCUUCGCCACUGCAUGCUUCCUCGGAUACCUGUGGUCUACCUAUUCCGUUCCGGAGACGGCCAAUGUGUCUCUUGAAGAGAUGGACGCGGUGUUCGGAUCUUCUGCUGGUCGAGAAGACCUGUUAUUGAAACAGCAGAUCGAAGAAGAUCUUGGCUUGCACGAUCUAGUCCAGCAGUGGGCUUCGACUUACCAUCGUGCCUAG